UCUUUUCCACACUCGGCAAAUGAUCACGAUUCACGGCAUCUUGCUUUGAAGUCGAACCUGAACCCGGAGGGAUCAUUUGGCAAUUUGGAGGAGCUCCUCAUCCUGAGAGACAAAUGUCCAGUCCCCUAGAGCGGGUUGUUGCGCAGAAGAAGGAGGCGAUUGAAGCAGUGAUGGAAAUGUUUGAGAAGGGAGCUGAGGUGUUGGCCAGCGCUGUAGGAGGACUGAGUCCACUUUUUGAAGCUGCAGCUCCCGUCCUCAAACUCGUCCUCAACAACGUUGAAAGCAAGGAGGUCACAUAUGUCAAAGAUCAGUUUCUAGUCGUGAGAAGCAAACUAGACGUCCUCUCAUGUCAACUGCAGGACAUUGACUCUGAAAUAAGGAGGAGACGCCUGGAUACUCAGUUCUUCUCUGUGGAGGAAAAUAUGCGUAAUCAGUUUAGAAAAUACAUUGACAUUCUGGAGGCCAAACCGGAGUAUAAGGAGGUAAAAAAACGCUUGUUCUUAGAUCAUUUUUUCAUAACAGGUGGUGAAAAGAAUCUGUGUUUGCUUUACGAUGCUGUGAUGGGGAACAGCACAUUCGGGGAGCCAAUCCUGGAGGUUGUGGAGCAAUACGAGGCCAGAAACAGAAGAGUUCUGGAAGAUUUCUGUGUGCGGCUGAAGGAGCUGCUCUGUCUGGGAAUAAUCGCUCUGCUGGGAUAUUGUUUCCUCACUCAGGGAGAAGAAGCGGAGCAGGAGAAGAUCCAAGAGUGGAGCACCAAGAUCCAGGAGAUCGAGACCAAAAUGAAGGAAACCAUUGAGAAAUGUGUGCAAUCAUUCCCAGAGCAAGCUGAACUAGACAUCAAGAGGCUCCUGAAGGAAAAGGAGGAAGCAAACCUUCAGGAAACAGCCAGAGAACUGCUGGACUUCCUGACGAAGAAGUUCGACUGGGUCUGCUGGUCCAUCAGAGUCAUCAGCAACAUGGGCAAAAUUAGCAACUUGAGAGCCGGACAAAACUUUCAGUGCGUGUCCGGACAGAAAUAUUUGGAAGUUUCUCAAGGAAACGAAACACACCUGGUGGUCUCGUACUGCAGUGACCCUCAGCCGGUGCCCAAUGAGAGCAUCAAACAGAUGAUGGAGGGUCCUGCCAGGAAAGGAGACGCUAAAGCUGUGGUGGAGAUGCUGGAGAAGCAGUUAGCAGGGUUUCUGAUUCACGCCAUCAGUCGACACAAGGAGAGCUUCACUCUGUCCAGCUUUCCAGAAGAGUGUCACUACUGGGAGAAACAUAAGAACGUCAAUGUGUGCGUGCAUUCAGAGUAGAUGUAACUUAUAUAUCUAACACUUUUUACAUUUGUGAUGCAAGAUGUACUCAAAUAAGGUACCGUUGCACAGAUCCACUUUUACGUAAUCUUGAUUAUUCAUGUAGCUCCUGCCUAUCCAAAUAAAAAUGUAAAUGCUGAUGUUAAUAAUUUGUUAAGCUCUAUAAAAUAAAUGCAUGAAGUGGCUGUAUGUUGAA
Messenger RNA from Danio rerio (zebrafish), 1491 nucleotides. RefSeq names its product rapunzel 3 (gene rpz3). The record is from RefSeq and is marked validated. Lineage: Eukaryota; Metazoa; Chordata; Actinopteri; Cypriniformes; Danionidae.